UGCGUGGUCAUCUGAAUGCAAGAGGUGUGCGUGUUCCAAUCUCAAGACUGCAAGAGUCUUUACGCAGAGUUGAUGCAGAGGGAGUCUACAUGAGACGUCUAAGACUGCGUGUAUUAAGACGACGGCAGUAUUCUGUUUCUGGCCCAAACUCUUUAUGGCAUAUAGAUGGCAAUCAUAAGCUCAUCAGGUGGAGAUUUGUUGUCCAUGGUGGGGUGGAUGGAUUCAGUCGUUUAGUCGUCUACCUGACUGUGGCUGGCAAUAACAGAGCUAGUACGGUCUUACGGAGCUUUAUCGCUGCUGUUGAGCAGUACGGGCUGCCAUCAAGGGUACGGUCUGAUAAAGGGGGCGAGAAUGCAGAUGUAGCAGAAUUCAUGAUCAGGAGCAGAGGUACCGACAGGAAUUCGCACAUCACAGGCAGAAGUGUCCACAAUCAACGAAUAGAAAGGAUGUGGAGAGAUGUGUAUGAACAUACCCUGGACCUCUUCUAUCAGAUCUUCACUUCAUUGGAAGAUCAGGGAACACUGAAUCCAGACAAUGAGGUCCAUCUUUUCGCACUGCACCGGAGCUUCCUUCCACUAAUCCAGCAAAGCCUCGACUCUUUCAGGGAUGCUUGGAACUUUCAUGGUCUUAGAACUGAAAGGAAUCAGUCACCACAGCAACUCUGGAGAAGAUACAGAGAGCAAGGCCCUAUGGAGGAUCCUACUGAGGUUUAUGAAGACUAUGGGAUCGACUGGAACGGACCUCACAGUCUUCAUGGAGGCACUGUGUCAGUCCCCGAGGUUCAGCUGGCCCGUGAGCUCUCGCUGGAAGAGGUUGCCAUUUUGCCAGCUCCAGGAGUUUCUGUAACUGAUGCACUUAGAUCAUAUGUAGAGACUGUGCAAGUUUUAUCAAGAAUCAUAGCAGACUGAUGUCCAACCCAUGCUUUUAUUUAGCAUCUUACAACAAGCGAGCAUAAACUGAAAAAGUUUGCUUUCUUAAAAAAAAAAAAGAAAAACAGCUGUUUUAUUUUGAAGCUCUACCAUAAUCAUUGUUAAGAUCUUGUAAAUGCACUUUAUGCACAGCUCCGCUCAUUUUCUUCCUGUCUCAUUAUUAGCCACAGAAUGAAUAACAUGAAUGCUGUUCUGUUAACACUGAAAGCUGAAGAUGCAGAACUGUUUGGUUUCAGUAAGUGGAAAAAAUAUUUUGAAUAAAACACUGAUCAACUACUGCACAGUAUGUUAAAUGUUUUCAACGACACCGAACUUGCGUCAGUUGACCUGACCUACUGAACAGUGCAUUCAAUGACAUCUGUCUGAAAACUUAAAUAAGUCCAAAUCCAGUCUGUGCACUACUUAUGGCACAGACAAUUGCUUCCUCGAAGUCCACGUAGGUUUUGAAAUGAGCUGGCAGCUUUAGUGUUUCAAAGCAUGUGGAGGACGUAGGAAGGGUUCCCCCAGAGAUCUCCACUUUCAGUUCAGGAGGAAGCUUCUCCCAGCCAACCCAGAAUGUCAGCAGCUGGGCCAGUGUACCUGAUGAAGCUAAAAGUCAUAAAAUGGAUUCAAGACAAUAUUUAGUUAAACUUUAAUUGAUCAUAUCUAUCCAUGAGACAUAGAAGCAUUUGUAAAGAGAGCAAUACAUUUGCCAAAUAAGGUGUUAAUACCUGUUUCAAUGAACAUCCUCAGGAAGCCAGUGAUGCGGCACGUGGACUCUAUGUCAAAGUCUUCAUCAUCACUGUCCUCAGCUGGCCAUGUGAUUUUUUCUAGGAGCAUCUUAGAAAACACAUCAAUGUAAUUAUUUUAAAGGGAGAACUUAUUUUGGUGAAGGAAUAUGCAGAUCACAUUCUUGGUAAAUGGAAAAAUAACCAGCUCAGUCAUUGAAAACAUGUAAAUUCAUUAAGUAAAGUCACAAAUGUAACUAAAUUAAAUGACAUACCUGGGGU
Epinephelus fuscoguttatus (brown-marbled grouper) is the source of this 1918-nucleotide messenger RNA. RefSeq lists its product as uncharacterized. The record is from RefSeq and is a predicted model, not a curated record. Gene Ontology annotation, biological process: DNA integration. Lineage: Eukaryota; Metazoa; Chordata; Actinopteri; Perciformes; Serranidae. The coding region runs from base 90 to 908 and encodes 272 amino acids. The transcript has 5 exons. Gene Ontology annotation, molecular function: nucleic acid binding.